AUGGAAGACGAUGAUUGCCCACCACCAUUGGAGGAUAUGAGUGAACAACUUGUUAUGCUUAAAACAAUUAAAGAAAAACAAACUCCUUUCACUAGCCAAAACGAUGAAGAAGAGGUUAGAUUAGCGCCUAAAACAAAGACCUAGGAAUAAAGUUAGCCGAUGCCUAAAUCUAUACCUAUGUCUGAUGAUUAUGACAAAAAGCCAAGUACUUAAAUCUAGUAAUAGAAUACAUCUAACUCAACAGUUGCUGUUUAGUAGCAGAAGAAGCAGAGUGCUGGAGGUUUUGGAGGAAUGAAAGGUGGAUUUUUACUUGGUGGAAAUAGCAAACCAACGUAAUCCUAAUAAAGGCCAUAAGCAUAAAUAUAAAAGCCUGCAGAAGAUUUAACACACAUAAAAGCAAAACCUAAGGAUGAUUAACUGAAGUUAUAGGAAGUUCAAGAAGCAAUGAGCAGUACUUUACUGAAGAAAAAAGAUGAGUGGAUGAAUGCUGAUUUCUUCUAGAAACUACAGCAAAACCCACUAUUGCUCAAAGCUUUUACCAAUCCGUAGUAUAUGGCAGCAAUGAGUGAAUUCGGCUAAAACCCAACUGAAGCAAUGAAGAAAUAUGGUAACAAUCCAGAGUUUAGGACUAUUCUUGAGGAGUUCUCCAAAAUGAUGGGCACUCAUUUUGAGUAGAUAGGCGAUUAGAAAGCUAAAGAAGAGGAGGAAAAGGUCAAUAAUGACCCAGUGAUGCAAAUUAUUAAUAAUGAUGAGCAAGUCAAAGCAGUUCUAAAUGACCCUAAAGUCAAAAAGGUUUUAGAUCAUCUAAGAUUUAACGGUGCUCUUGAUUUGCAUGAGGUUAUGAGAAAAGACCCUGAAUUAGGAAUGAAGAUGCAAUUCUUGAUAUCGAAAGGAGUGUUAAAUGCUAACUCUUAACCCUAAUGA
Molecule: messenger RNA, 924 nt
Organism: Stylonychia lemnae
Lineage: Eukaryota; Ciliophora; Spirotrichea; Sporadotrichida; Oxytrichidae
Source: the annotation of a GenBank genome assembly